CAACUGUGCAAAACUGUUUCCUUCGAAGAACAAGAAGUUUCGCACGUCAAAAAAAAAGCACCUGCCUUAUAAGCUACAGUGCAUUUUUGAUCCCUCAAGCAGCAACAUGGAGAAAUUCCGAAUGGUCUUCCAGUACUUCCAGUCAAAUUCUGAGUCAGUGAUGAAUGGAAUUUGUGGGCUACUGGCCCUGGGAAGUGUAAAGAUCUAUACCUCUUUUGACUUUAAUUGUCCAUGCAUGCCCAAUUAUAAUAUGGCAUAUGGAAUGGGUAUCAUGUUUAUACCACCUAUGAUUCUGUUUUUCUUGGGAUUAAUCCUUAACAAACAAUCUCUAAUAAUACUUGAAGAACUGAAGAGACCACCUGGCCCCCGGAAAAAGAAUUCAUCUGUUCUCAGAUAUAUGUUCUUUGCAAUGACCCAACGAGCCAUGGUUGCACCUGUUAUUUGGAUUAUUAUAGCUUUAUUGGAUGGAAAAUGUGUUAUCUGUGCUUUCAGUGGAUCUGUUGAAACACAGAAAUUUGGAGGUCUUUCUAAUCUAACAGGAUCAGAGCUGCAACUUUUGCUGGCUAAAGUACCAUGCAAGGAUGAUGAAAUCAUGAAAGACAAUCCAUACAGAAAAGCUGUGUCUAGGUAUCUUAGAUGUUGGUCACAGGGUAUUGGGUGGAGUAUUCUACUUAUCUUGAUAAUGGUAGCAGUUAUCGCUCGCUCAUUGAAGCCAUGUUUUGACCAUGCAGCCUUCCUGCAGACCCGAUACUGGAGUAAUUACCUGGAUCUUGAGCAGAAGAUUUUUGAUGAAACUUGUUGUGAGCAUGCCCGAGAUUUUGCUCGCAAGUGUAUCAUUCAGUUUUUUGAGAGUAUGCAUGAAGAGCUGAAGAAACGAGAAGAAAUGAAAGAAGGAGAAGAGGAUCAUUUGCAUGGGAUAACCAACUGUGAGCAGAUGAACCGACUACUGAAGUCUUGGUACCGCAGCAAACCUGCCUUAGAUGUGACUCAAACUGUCCAGAGACAGCAGGGCAAGGCUCAGGUGACAAUAUCCUGGGAUGACUCCCAGAGUAGAAGUUGGUAUGUCACUCAUGACACAGGAAAUUCCAAACAAUCACAUGUUUAA
This is a messenger RNA of Protopterus annectens (West African lungfish), 1105 nucleotides long. RefSeq names its product calcium homeostasis modulator protein 3-like. Lineage: Eukaryota; Metazoa; Chordata; Ceratodontiformes; Protopteridae. Bases 107 to 1105 code for a protein of 332 amino acids. Gene Ontology annotation, molecular function: monoatomic cation channel activity. The record is from RefSeq and is a predicted model, not a curated record. The transcript has 3 exons.